GAUACUUUUACUCCCGUGGCGCUCUGGCUGAGCUUAUCCUCCAUUUGUCCUCUCCAUGGCAAAUACACACAAUGGGCUAUAAUGGCUCCGCAGAACUGUUCGCCGAAUGGGCAAUUGGUCUCGUGGUUGUGGCCGUUCGCGUCUACGCACGAUGGUCUGUAGGGAAAAGUCAUUUCUAUUGGGACGAUGCUUGUCUUGGUCUGGCAACGAUUUUCUGGACCUUCCACACCAUCUUUCUAUAUUAUUGCACAGAUGUCUACGGCUCUAACAUCGGCCUGACGGAGGAAACCGCCAUGAAGGUGCCAGAUGAGGAAGUGGCGAUUCUUCGAAAGGGUUCCAUUUACGCCUUCGUGGCUUGGCUCUCUUAUAUCUUCAUGGUGUGGUCGUUCAAAGGCGUGCUCAUGUUUCUGUAUGCCAGACUAACAAUGGGUCUGUGGCAACACCGGCUUGCGCAGGUUGUCGGCGUUGCUUGCAUUUGCACCUUCCUGGCAUCCUUAUUCUUCCAUCUCUUUAUCUGCUAUCCGGUGUCCAAAACCUGGCAGAUCAAGCCCUACGCUGGAGAUAACUGCACGAUCCGCCCCUUAAACUACAUCGUUAUCGAGACCCUCAGCAUCGUGACCGACCUCGGCGUCAUGAGCAUCCCGAUCCCUCUCGUCCUCGCCGCCCGCAUUCCCACGACACAGAAAAUAUUCCUCUGCGCGCUCUUCUCCUCCGGCAUCUUCGUCAUGGUCGCCGCUUUCCUACGCGCUUACUACUCCGUCAAAGACAUCACAACGCUAUCCACCGCUCUGGGCUGGGCUUCCCGCGAAGCUCUCGUCUCCGUGAUCAUCGUCUGCGCGCCGGGGAUAAAACCUCUAUUGACAAAGUGGGGAUGGUUCCGGUCGUAUGGGUCGGCGGGGAGUUACGAAUAUGGAUACGGAUAUGGACAUAGUCAGGGGAAUGGAGAUAGGCCGAGGACCAGGAGCACGAUGUUUAGUGGGAAGAGGCGGAGUGGGGCGUUUGGGACGGGUGGUGGUGAGAACCAUCCGUAUGAAUUGGGGGGUUCGCUGGGAAAAAAGAAAAGAGAUUCAUCAGGGGAGAGUCAGGAGCGAAUUGUGGAUCCGGAGUUUGGGAAAGGUGGUGAUAGUGAAGCUGGUGGUGGGCUUGGGGGGGGCAUUGUAGUGACGACGGAUGUUACUUUUGCUCAUGAGGAUUUACAUGGGAGGGAAAGAUAG
This is a messenger RNA of Aspergillus steynii IBT 23096, 1214 nucleotides long. RefSeq lists its product as uncharacterized. The record is from RefSeq and is a predicted model, not a curated record. NCBI's taxonomy places the organism in Eukaryota, Fungi, Ascomycota, Eurotiomycetes, Eurotiales, Aspergillaceae. Bases 72 to 1214 code for a protein of 380 amino acids. The transcript has 6 exons.